Messenger RNA from Prorocentrum cordatum, 1030 nucleotides. NCBI's taxonomy places the organism in Eukaryota, Dinophyceae, Prorocentrales, Prorocentraceae. The record is from the annotation of a GenBank genome assembly.
UGGUGUCGCCUUUCAUUGUUCGUGUCAUGUUGUCCGCGAGAGUGACGCGCGUCCGCGGGAGCUGCCGCCCAUGUCAUCACAGUCCUCGCCUGCUCUGAUUGCACAGCUCGUGCCUUGUAUCGUCGCAGUCCGCCGCUGUUCUGGCUCUUCCAGGCGCUUGGCCUCUGCGGUACCGUUUCCACUCUUCCCUUCAGUUGCACCUCAGUGCAGGCGCUCCCAGCGGCCAACACGUUGCUACCAUCACCACCACGCGGGGAAGAUUUCAGUAUUUGUGUCUGCAGGCGCUUGCACGGAUGUUCGCUCCCGUUGCAGUGGUGUUGGCCCUGGUCAGCGCUGUGCAUGUGCGCGCGGAGGGAGAAGCCUACACGACGGAGCUUGCGGAAGAGGUGAUCUCCUGGACGCAGGAGGUCUUGCCGAUGCCGUGGGACGUUCCGCGGGCGUGCCGUAAUCCAGAGAGGAGGGUUCACGUGAGCACCGACAAUAGGCAACCUAGUGACGACGCUCGCACAAGCCUCGUAGAGCCUGCGCGCUCGGUGCGCACUGGGGCGAGUUGCCACCUUCAGACGAACUCCGACGCUGUACUUUUUCAAGGCGUGGCACCCCAGAGUCCACGACCCCCUCGACCAGUUUUUCGUCGUGGGGUCGCCCUUGCUGGUUUUGGUGCUGGGAAAGGACCCCCCGAGGCCGAAACGGCGCAGCGACCGCCCGCCGUCUUUGCGUGCUCUUCUGCGACCCCUGGAGACCUCGGUUCUGCGAUGCUCUUCCAGGGAGUUUGCCCAGAAGGACGGCGCGAGGCGACGCCGAGGCGGGUGCGUCCUCGGCCCCAUCCGUGCCCGCAGCCGCCCAACGGCAGCGGCACCGGCCGUGCACCGCCCACUGUGCAGUCGAGUGGGCGCGCCCCUGGUGCUGAGCGCGCCUGUGUGCGAGAGCAUUUCUGAACCCCCUGGCGAGAACGGUCGUCACCGAAGGGGGGUACGGUGCCGUUUUUAAUACAUGCUCCGCGUGCGGAUCAUGUAUUGACAAUGCAGGG